Molecule: messenger RNA, 231 nt
Organism: Trichobilharzia szidati
Lineage: Eukaryota; Metazoa; Platyhelminthes; Trematoda; Strigeidida; Schistosomatidae
Source: the annotation of a GenBank genome assembly
AUGGAAACAAAACUGUUGUUUUUAUUCAAUGUAAUUCUUGCAUUUUAUACGAUAGAAGGUUUUACUUUAACAGGCGUUCGAUUCAAACAUUGGGAUAAUAAGUACUUUAUCCGUGUAAUUCCCCGGGGAGGUUGUUCAUUUUGCGUAUGCUUGGAUGAAGAUUUCGUCGGGGAAAGUCGAGGAAAUGAUAUUUGUCCAUUCUGCUAUUGUGUAAGUAGUUAUCCUAACUGA